Trichechus manatus latirostris (Florida manatee) is the source of this 10848-nucleotide messenger RNA. It is a transcript of the gene GTF2H1, whose product is annotated as general transcription factor IIH subunit 1. The record is from RefSeq and is a predicted model, not a curated record. Bases 8083 to 9732 code for a protein of 549 amino acids. The transcript has 15 exons. Lineage: Eukaryota; Metazoa; Chordata; Mammalia; Sirenia; Trichechidae. Gene Ontology annotation, cellular component: transcription factor TFIIH holo complex; transcription factor TFIIH core complex. Gene Ontology annotation, biological process: nucleotide-excision repair; transcription by RNA polymerase II; transcription by RNA polymerase I.
GAGGGUGGGUGGGCGCGUGAAGAUCUGACAGGCCCGGGGGCCGCAGGACGGCGCGGAUUCUGCCUCUCUCCCCAGCGUCGCUAUCGCGACGGCCCCAGCUCCCACGCCUGCGUCCCGGUUGCCCUUUUUUAUCCCAAAGCGGUGAAGAGACGACCCCUAAUCUACUUGUCUAUACGAAUCCUGCCCGUCUACUGGGAGCAGGGACUCGAGUUAUCCAAAGCCAGAAUCAGACUUAGGUCUUGAGAAUAAAAAGUGGUAGCCUCUCCCGGGCAGAGAAGCCCUUCCUGUUAGGACAUGUGCUGUUGGGUCUUUCAGUUUCUGUAAGAGAGGAACCCUCACCUUGGUGUCUGUACACGUUUUGCUCUACCUGUCAAUCCCACCGUUCUUGAAACAUUAACACCUUAACAGGAUAUGUGCCAAUCCACACCCUCCGGUUUUGGUCGACCCACAAUUUGAUUGUCAGAUAAUAAAAAAUGAAAAAUUUCCCCAUAGAAAUAUAUAAUUAUCUUAAUAUUUUCCAGUGUUCUCAGGGGUCAAGUUGAUUAAGAAGGUAUAUCUGAUAGACUCUUAAACGCCCAUUGUAAAAUGGAGGAUAUAAAAACUUACAUUUUCCCAAUAGGAGGCCUAAUUUAAAAACAUACAAAAGCUGGGUGGUUUGAAAUACACCUUGCAGUAAGUAUUAACUCCAUACAAACCAAUAUCCUCAUUAUCCAAGCAUAUGAUUUUCAAACAUUUUAAAGAAGUAGAACAAUUUCUUCCAUGAAUCCUUACCUGGAACCCCAGUAUAUAAAGCUGCGUGCUCUGGUGGAACUGAGUUUGGCAGGCCCAAGUCCCACGCACUCAGCCUCCCUUCUAUGCUAGAGGCGUCUCCUUGGAACACAAUUUGAAAACCACUGAUCUGGGCUUUGGUAAUUAAGCCAAAGUUGCGAGCCCUAAAACAGAUUGUAAAACCAGAGCAAUUAAGAGGAGAGGUCAUAACAGAAGGAAGAUAAACUUUAGUUAACAGGCCUGGGGUUUGGGUUCUGGAGAGAACUUUGUGCCUAUUAGCAGGCCUAAAUCUCUUGUUUGGAAGGAGAGAUAGGUAGUUUGAGACCUUUAAACCUUGUCUGCUAUUUUCGCUCAGCUGACCUUUAGCAGUGCUGCUGAUUGAAUAAGUUUGAGUCUCUGCUAGGUGAUGUUAGAUACAAUGGAAAUGUAAAAAAAUAAACGCAGAGAGUAAUCUUUAAAAAUACUAGGAAGAUUGAAGUAGUCAAAGGGAGAGUUAUCAGUUAAAAGUAAGCAAAAGCUCAGCUCCAGUCAGCUGCAAAUGCUUCCUCUGUAUACUGCCCUCAAGGCUUAUAUCGUCUUGCUGGUAUAUCUUUCUGUCUUAAAGCCUGUUUCUCUGUCCCGCUGUCGUCCCUCCCCCGCCCCCAUCAGGCUGUUGUCUGGUGUAUCUUGAGCUUUCCUAGCAUUUUGGCCACUGUUCCUACGUUAUGGGGGUAGGGAGUGUCUUGGUACCCUUCCUCCUGUCUUUCCUGCCUUCAGUGCUUUUCCCAAAUCAAAAUCUCUAUCGAGGAUAUGCCUUCAGUGUGGCAGCGUCAGGCUUCAGUCUGAUAGCCCCUCCUUUCUCAACUCCAGUUACCAACAGACUGCCCUUCUCGAUAUUAGUAAUGUACUCUUAACAGCAUGCAGUAUUUAUUAGUGGAUAGAGGCGCAUUCCUCUUUUUCUUCUCUGUGUCGCAUUUUUCUUUUCCUGCCUCUCCCUGCACUGCUGUAAAAUGAAAAGUGAAAAGAUGGUAAAAUUGCCACAUCAGCCCUUAUGCCACAUUAAAAAUGCCACAUCUUCCUUGUUAGUGUAACUGGUCUUAAAACAGUACGUUUUAGUCAUUUUUUAUAUACUUCUGAGAUCUUACUCUUGUUAAUGAUGUAUUAACAAAUGUUAAAACGUUUUUGGAUUGCCAGUGGCAAGCAAAAUUAAAUCCAGCUGUCCAUUUUUUAUGCUGGCCGAUACAGCAACUUGCUCUCCAGUAAUACUCCUCUUUUUAGAGGGUGAUAAGGAAUUUAUACUUGUUUUCUUUUCCCAUUUAUCUACACGUUGGAAAAAGGAAUGUAGUUAAUGGAAAUGCAGAGAUUUGAAGAUUUCUACUCAACAGUUUCAAAUUCUUUCUAUCACUGUUUCCUUAUAAGGGUAGGAACAAGUUAACUGGAAUCUGUGUGGGAAAUGGUGCCCUGAUGUAUGCAUUGAGAGCUGUAGUGCUUCCUGGAGUUUAGCAGAGAGGAGUUCUACUGUGAAGAAGUGUUUGCCAUCCAAGGAGUGCUUUUCAAGAAAGAUCUGGAAGUCACAAAAGCCAUUAUAGGAUAGCCCCUCUGGUUCUACUAAACUUUCCAACAAUUGGCUCUUGAAAUUGACCAGAAAAAGUUGCCAAGCAAAUUAGCUGUGAGACAAUUAACCAGUAAUGCACAGUGUUCAAUAACUUAUUUGUGAUUUAUUUUAUUAAAGCUUUCCCUAAACUGAAUUUUAAUAUGAGUGGUUUUACAUUAAUGUGUAAGAGAUUAUGUUUUUCCUAAAUUGAUUUAAAGUAGCUGACUCUGAUUAAGUCAGUUCUCUCAAUGUAAUUUAUUCUUCAGUUUAUAUCACCUUUUCUCCCUUGUCUUCCCUACUCAAAAAAGUUUCUUUUUCUGCCAAAGCUAAUUUGUACCUGUAACCACACUCUUUAAAAGCCCAGUUAAUUGGAAACUUGCUCUACCAGCUGUAUUUGCUGACUGCUUUUUCUCCAACCUAUGGACAUACUUACAGUUAUCUGUGUAAGCCCUCACACAAACCAUCCCCUCCCAUCUUUCCUAUAUUUUAAUUCAUGUUUCCCAAAAUGUGGUUUGCAUAGUAUGCAGUAGAAUUUUACAUGGUAUAGAUGGUUUUUUUAAAUAGUUAUGUGUUUAUUAUAAUGGACUUUAGGAAGUUAAUAUUAAAGUAUUUAACGGUUCCAUAAAUAUUAUUUUUAAAAAAUUAUAAAUCAAUCUUUUAAAACAAAACUAAUAAUAUAGAUGAUACAUGCAUAUUGUAAAAAUUGAAGAUAACAAAUAACUGACAACAGGGAGCACUGUUUUAAUUCUUACCUACAUUACCCCUAAGACUUUCCCUUGUUACCUUAUAAACAUUUAGCUUGAUAGGGAAUAAACUCUUUGGAAGGCGUUUUUAAUAACUACUUUUCUCAUUGUAAAAUACAUAUUUAUUAGAGACAAUUCAAACAAUAAGAAGAACAUUCAAAUCAUCUGCAAUCCGAUCACCCAUAGAUAACCACUAUUAAAUUUGGUGUAUAUCUUUUCAUUCAUGUGUAUUUGCAAAAUAACAUAGUGGAACUUCCAGUCAGACUGACCCAGAUUCUAACCCAGGUCUACUACUUCCUUAAUGAUUUGGGAAAGUGUGUUUAAUUUCUCAAACCCAGUUUCCUUCCCUACAGAAUGCAACUAAUAACUGGGAUUGUUAACUGGGACUUUACUGAGAUAUUGCCUAUAAAGAACUUAGCCCAGUGCCUGGUACAUAUUAUUAAGCAUUCAAUCAAUUUUAGAUGAAUUUUUUAAAAUUUAAGAAUAUGGAAUCAAACUACAUGCUUCUUUGGCUUGCUUUUAUCACUUAACAGUAUCAUUUUGUGUCAUUACAUAGACUUUUAAAAUCGUGGUUUUCAAACUUUUAAGCAGUAGUAGCACUAAUAGAAAUCUCAGCAGGAACAUCAAGUAAGUAAAUCAUUAAAAGAUAGUAUUGUAGAGAGAGAGAGAAUUUCAAACCCUUUAUCGUACAUGAUAUAACCAAAACCCAAACCUGUUGCCACCGAGUCGAUUCCAACUCAUAGCGAUCCUAUAGGACAGAGUAGUAUUGCCCCACAGGGGCAGCUGGUGGAUUCAAACUGCCAACCUUUUGGUUAGCAGCCUGAGCUCUUAACCACUGCACCACCAGGGCUCCAUAUAUGGCAUAUCAGUACUAAAACUAUGAAGCUUGUAAAACAACAUGGAAAUGUUUGGAUUGGCAAAUGAAAAACGCAAGAUAACUGACUUCGAUGUAUUUUGUGAUUACGGUUGUAACAUGGGUACAGAUAAGAUAAACACAGUUUAAAAUGAAUAAAAUUGAUGUUAGGGUUGUGGGAUUAUAGAAUUUUUUAAAUCCUUCUCUGUUACUGGGCUUAAUUAAAAGCAUUUGUCUUAUUGGGCUCCAUCCCAGCAUGUACAGAUGCCCAUGUAAUUGAGAACAUCACCUGAAUGCCUCAGCAGCACCUCACACUCGUCGUGUCCAGAAUGGAAUUUCAUGUCUUCACUCAAACUUGUUCUUCUUCUCACUACUGUGCUCAUUAUCAGUAAGGCUUAGAAGUGGGCUUUGGACAAGCAGCCAUGACACCCCCUUCACCGUUUACAAUGCCUGUUAAUCCUGCUUCAUCUGUACUUCUUUUUGUCCCUUCUCCUCCAUUCUCACUGCCACCAGCCUGCCUUGGACCUCUUUUGGUUCCUGUCUUCAGUUUCAUGCUGCCCUCAGAUUAAUUUCUUAAGAUACAAAUCACUCCCCUAUUCAAAACCCUUUAGAGGCCCUCUGUUGUUUACCACAUAGGGUGGCAUUCUUUUCCACUAUCUGGCUCCAUCAUAACCGUCCAACUUCCUACCCCACUGACUCCUAUCAUGAACCUUAAUGCUGCAGCCAGAGCAGACUAUUUACCAUUUCUUCUAGGUGAUGCAAAUGGUUAAGUGCCCGACUACCAGCCAUACCCACCCAGAAACUCACCAGAAGACAGGCCUGGCAAUCUGCUUCUAAAAGGUCACAGCCUUGAAAACCCUAUGGAUCAUUUCUGCUCUGCAUACAUGAGGUUAAUAUGAGUCAGAAUCUAUUCCACAGCAACAACAGAGAGUCUUCAAGCCUUUGCCUGAAACCGCUCCCUUUACUUUUUCUGUCAAAAUCUUCUUUAGUCUUCAAGACCCAAUUCAUAACUAACGUGUAAAAAGAAUGAACUGAUACAUGCAGCAAUAUGGUGAAUCUCAAAAACAUGUUAAGUGAAAAGCCAGACACAAAAGAGUUACAUAUACUGUAUGAUUCCAUGUAUAUGAAAUCCUAGAACAGACAAAUAAUCUGUGGUGUUAGAAAUUAGAAAAUACAGUAGUCCCCCCUUAUCCUCAGGGGAUACGUUCCAAGACCUCCCGUGAAUGCCUGAAACCACGGAUAGCACCAAACUGUAUGUAUCCUGUGAUUGUCCUAUACGUACGUACUUGUGAUAAAGUUUAAUUUAUAAAUUAGGCACAGUAAGAGAUUAAGAGCAAUAAUAAAAUAGAACAAUUAUAACAGUUUACUGUAAUAAAAGUUACAUGAAUGAUGGUGUGAGAUUUCAUCAUCCUAUGUAUUCAUUUAACAUUUUCGAACCAAAGUUGACCGCAGGUAGCUGAAACUGCGGAAAGUGAGACCACGGAUAAGAGGGGGUUAUUGUAAUAGCUGGAGGGUGGGAAGAGAGAAUUGACUGGAAAAGGACAUGAGGGUAUUUUCUAAGGUGAUGGAAGUGUCCUGUAUCUUGUUUUGGGUAGUCGUUCCAUGAGUGUAUACAAUCGUCAAAAUGCAUCAAACUGAACACCUGAGAGUUUGUUUUGUUGGUUUAUUGAUUAUACUUCAAAUUUUUUUUUAAUUAAAAAAAAAGAUGGACAAAUCUUCGACAAGGCCUCCCAUGUGAAGAAAUUGCCUCUGACUCCUAAUUCAAAACAUUUGCUGUCUUCCUUUUGGGACUUCACACAUUCUAUUAUAUAAACACUAACCACACACACACACCCUGCUCAUUAGACUGGAAGCCCCUUGAAAGCAAAAAUCACUAUUGGCAGACAUUCAUUUUUUAAUAGCCCCUAGACUCCUUGACUGUGUACAGAUUUAUUGAAUAAAUGCAUUCCCAGUGACCCUUUUUCUGUGGAUUCCUGGAGUGGCGCUUCUAAUUCUCUGAGGAGACCUAUGAAAGGAGAGACCUGGCUCCUCAGAAUUCAGACCAUCAACUUCACAGAAACCAAAAUUACACUUUUUAUUUUUAUUUGUAACUUUUACUUCUAAAUCAGUGCUUAAGUGAAUCAGAAAUGUUAGUUUUUUUUAUUUCAGUGGUAUUUUUCAUUAGUCCUAAGAAGUAAUAGUUUAAGAAGUGAUUGGUUUUCAUUUUUCAAAUAACUAUAAAAGAACUGCUGAUUUCCUUUAUUGUUAGUGCCUGCCACUCUUCCAUUGCUUUCCCAUAAUGUCCAAAUGGAAGUUCUCCUCAACCAUUUUUAAUAACUAAUAGCAGGUACAGCAUUUCAUUGUUCCUAUUUGUUUAUUUUAACUGCCAGGGAAAAUGUUGAUAAGGCUUCACUUGUUGAUCAGGGCAAAUUUAAUUCUUAUGACACCUAGAUUUGCUAACUUCUUAAACUAUGCCUGGAGAAGUAAAUUUUUUAAACUUAUAUUUUAAAUCAUUCUUUUGGGAAUGCAAAUGUGUCGUAACUUCACCAGGAAUGGCAUAUAUGUGCGAUUUGUGCUACAACUUUCGCCAUCCCAGCCCAUGGCAGACAUCACUAUCAGUCAUGGCAUCUUUUCCAUUGACAGCCUCAAAGUCCUCAUUCCAGGCGGCCACAGUCAAGCUUCAAAGUAGGCAUCAAGUUGGCGCCUCCUAGGCAUCCCUGAUUUGGGUGCUAUUCUAAAAGUUGUUUUUUGUGUGUUUUUACCUCUCCUAGAAGUACUGGUGACAUUAAGUUCCUUGUGCAGGGGUCUUUUUUUUUUUUGCUGCUUUAAGCUUUUGUUCUAUGAUUGAGACAGAAGGAAGGAACACAGAAAUUGCCUGAGAGGGAGCUUUCCUGCGGAUGCAGUCAUUAUAUCCUAUUCCUGCUAAGGUAAAAUCCAGAGUAUCAGUCCCCUUUCUGGAGUUAUUUCUAGAUAUGUAUUGUGGCCUAGUGAUGAAGUGUUCUGAAAUAGACUUAACUAAAACCAAACCAAACCCACUGCUGUCAAGUCGAUUCUGACUCAUAGUGACCCUAUAGGACAGAGUAGAAUUAGCCCAUAGGGUUUCCAAGGCUGUAAUCCUUAGGGAAGCAGACUGCCACAUCUUUCUCCCAGAUUAUUGGGGGGAGGGGGGCUGGCAAGGAGCAGGCUGUUACAUGUGUGACUGAUUUGCCAUAUACAAAUGAAUUAUCAGCCAAGACUUGGAGCAGCUGAAGACAUCUGAUUGUUAAAAGAUGGAAAAAGCAUCUGAAGUGUUAAGUGUUGAAUUUUGUUGGUCCUGUUUUCAGACACAAGGUGCCCUGUGGCUCAGUGGUUAAGCACUCAGCUGCUAACUGAAAGGUUGAUCAUUCAAACCUAUCCAGCCAGCAGCCUACAGGAGAAAGACCUGGUGAUCUGUUCCCAUAAAGAUUACAGCCUAGGAAACCCUAUGGGGCAGUUCUGCUCUGUCACAUGGAGUCACUAUGAGUUGAAGUUGACUUGAGAGCACCUAACAACAUUUUCAGACACACAAGAAAAGCUUAGACCAGGAAUCAGGGUGUGGCUUCAGCUUUGGGAGUGGCUCUGGAAAAGUCACUCCAACUCUCUAGCCCUAAAUUAUUUCAGUCAAAACAAAUUUAAACUAAUUAUUCGGUACGGUUCUGUGUAAUUCUAAAGUUCUAUAAUUCUAAAUAUAGAUUAGGUAAGAGACCAUGUAUUUGUUGUCAAUCAUGUGUUUAACAUUUAAGACUGUAACUGAGGAAAAUAAAAACAAAUACUGUCAUGAGCAUAUUUUGAAAAUGGUUUGAAAAACUGCCAAGUGUUAUAUAAGUGUGUUCUGUAAAUUCAUACAUAUGACAGGAGCAAAAUGAAGCUUGGUUUUAAAGGAAUUAUCUUCAACUUUGAAUGAGGAAAGAGACUGUCUCUCUUCCCCCCUGCUUGUUAAUUUCAUGCAGUUUAGGUUUUAGAUUUGGAAGAGACCCUACAAGUUAACAAAUCUAACCCUAAUUGAUGUGUGACUUUUCUCCACAGUAUUGAUGAAACUAUCCAAUCCCUUCCAACCCCUACCUGUAUAUGUAACUUGAGUAGCUUAUUAACACCAGAUUUAAAGGAGCCUUUUUUUUUUUCUCCUCUGUUGGCACAUUGUAGCCAUCAUGGCAACUUCAUCGGAGGAAGUUCUAUUGAUUGUAAAGAAAGUGCGUCAAAAGAAGCAAGAUGGAGCACUAUACCUCAUGGCAGAAAGAAUUGCUUGGGCACCUGAAGGCAAAGAUAGAUUUACAAUCAGCCAUAUGUAUGCGGAUAUUAAAUGCCAGAAAAUCAGUCCAGAAGGAAAAGCUAAAAUUCAGCUUCAGCUGGUCCUGCACGCAGGGGACACAACCAACUUCCAUUUUUCCAAUGAAAGCACAGCAGUGAAAGAGAGAGAUGCAGUAAAGGACCUUCUUCAGCAGUUGUUGCCCAAAUUCAAGAGGAAAGCAAAUAAAGAACUAGAAGAGAAAAACAGAAUGCUGCAAGAAGAUCCUGUUUUGUUUCAGCUUUAUAAAGACCUAGUUGUGAGUCAAGUGAUCAGUGCUGAGGAAUUCUGGGCCAAUCGUUUAAAUGUGAAUGCAACAGAUAGUUCUUCCAUAUCCAAUCAUAAGCAGGAUGUUGGCAUUUCUGCAGCAUUUCUGGCUGAUGUCCGGCCUCAAACAGAUGGCUGUAAUGGUCUGAGAUAUAAUUUAACCGCUGAUAUCAUUGAGUCCAUAUUUAGGACCUACCCAGCAGUGAAAAUGAAAUACGCAGAAAAUGUUCCCCACAACAUGACAGAAAAGGAAUUCUGGACACGAUUUUUCCAGUCCCAUUAUUUUCACAGGGACCGGCUGAAUACGGGGUCAAAGGACCUCUUUGCAGAAUGUGCCAAAAUAGAUGAAAAAGGGUUAAAAACAAUGGUUUCAUUAGGAGUGAAAAACCCACUACUAGAUUUGACAGCUUUGGAAGAUAAACCAUUAGAUGAGGGCUAUGGCAUUUCCUCUGUGCCAUCUACUUCUAAUUCUUCUAAAUCCAUAAAGGAGAAUAGUAAUGCUGCCAUCAUCAAGAGAUUUAACCAUCACAGUGCCAUGGUCCUGGCAGCAGGUCUCAGGAAACAAGAAGCACAAAAUGAACAGAACAGUGAGCCCAGCAGCGUGGAUGGGAAUUCCAGAGAUGCAGACUGCUUUCAGCCAGCAGUCAAAAGGGCAAAGUUACAAGAGUCCAUUGAAUAUGAAGACUUGGGAAAAAAUAAUUCCAUAAAAACGAUUGCACUAAACCUCAAGAAGUCAGAUAGGUAUUAUCAUGGUCCAACUCCAAUCCAGUCACUACAGUAUGCAACAAGUCAGGACAUUAUUAAUUCUUUUCAAAGUAUUAGGCAAGAAAUGGAAGCUUACACGCCCAAAUUAACUCAGGUUCUCUCAAGUAGCGCUGCUAGUAGUACCAUCACAGCCCUGUCACCUGGAGGAGCACUUAUGCAGGGAGGGACACAGCAAGCCAUAAACCAGAUGGUGCCAAAUGAUAUUCAGUCUGAAUUGAAACAUUUGUAUGUGGCUGUUGGAGAACUUCUACGGCACUUCUGGUCCUGCUUUCCUGUUAAUACGCCAUUCCUAGAAGAAAAGGUAGUGAAGAUGAAAAGUAAUUUGGAACGAUUCCAAGUUACAAAGCUCUGCCCAUUCCAAGAAAAAAUUCGGAGACAGUAUUUAAGCACAAAUUUGGUAAGUCACAUAGAAGAGAUGCUCCAGACAGCCUACAACAAGCUCCACACGUGGCAGUCCCGACGCAUGAUGAAGAAAACGUGAAGUGCCCGUGGCUGUCAAAGUUUUGUGAGAUUGAAAGAACUGUGAUCUGCAGUAACUCUGGAAACCUGACCUGACGAUUGUGCAGAUCAUCAUACAGAAGUUACAGGAAACAUCUGCAUCAUGUGGACUUCUGGAGCUGAUGCAUGUUGUACUUGCACAUUGUGAAGUGAGAGGAAGAAAGGGACUUUGAUUAAACUAAAAGCGGGGGAGGUAAAUUAAGGUGGAACCAAAAUGAGCUAAGUUGCAAAUAUAUAUAAAUAUAUAUAUAUUUAAAAAGACACUGUUUACUGCAGUUACUCAGGAACUGCUUUUGAUUCACAUUAAGCUGCUUUCAGAAAUUUAAAAAAAAAACAAAACUUUUUUAAAGGGUGCAUUGAUAAAAAUCUGAGGGUUUUUUUUUUUUUCUUCAUCUGUAAAUGUUUUUCCUAAGUUUAUGGCACAGGGUAGAUAUUAAGUAUUUCUCCUCCAUCCUCCACUUGGAUCCUCCAGUUUUACUAAAUUGUAGUUGUACCUUACAUCAGCAAGUUAAAGAGAAUAUUUUAAAGUAAAGCAGAGGGAGACUGUUGCUCAGCCAUCAGGAAACAGUUGUAGUCAGAAGACAUCUUUGGUCCUGUGUUUCCUACGGAAAUAAGAAACAAUAAAUAUUGCACUGAAUGUUUGUCGUUUGGGGUCCCUAUAUGAUAGAGAGGGAACAUAUUGCAGAAGGUUGCGUGGGGUUUUUUAUGCAGAAUUUUGUCAGAAGAUAAUGGCGCUGCAUGUUUUUCUUUGAGUGCAAAUGUACAUUGCUAAGAUUUUUUUUUAAGACGGCAUGUGCUUUGAAGAGAGGAAAAUGCAUUUUUAAGAGUUUAAAAAUCUUAUGAGUGAGAAAUAUAAGAAAGCUUACUUAUUUUCACCUCUUUAGAAGAAAUAAAAGAUGUUUCUCAUAUCUCCUUUUCUCCAGUCUCUGUCUGACUGUUAACUGUCUCUGGCGAAUCGAUAAUCAAUGCAUAGUGACUGAAACGCCUAACUGCAAAAACAAAAAAAGAUAUGCUAUAUUUUGUGGAUUCUGUGCCAUAUUUUGUUCUAAUAAUAUCAACUGUUUUAUCUCAGACUUUAGAUGUCUUAUAUUAAAAACUA